CGCAGUCUCGCAAGAUCCAUCCCUCUCCCAAUUUGCCAUCCAGACGGCCAUGGCCUUUUCCCUCCUCAACGUUUCCCGCAACUCAGCCGUCAACCCCAUGCAUGGCGUUCGCCUCCUCGCUCUCACGGGUGGCUGCUCGGGCCUUGGAGAUGCCAAUCACGAUCGCCAUCUCCCACAUGUUCCUGGAAAAGUGGAUUGUUACUUGGGGGUUUUUCUCGUGCUGCGGGGCCGCCCGACGAUGGCAAGCGAAUCGCAACCCCCUUGGCGUCAUUCGAGAUGCUCAACAUCACUGGCACAUGGAGCAAUGACGAAUUUUUCACCAUCUCGUAAGGCCCAUUGAUUCGCCUCGGAAAAGGAUCCCAGUUCAAUGCAGGCAAUGAAGACUUCUUGUCUUGAGUGACUUUUUGCCCAUGUCCGUCCGAGUCCCGCGACCGAGACCCGUUAUCUGAUCCUGCUAUAAAUACCUACUCGACGAUCGCCGUGAGUUGGUGGAAGCGAUCAGAGGAAUCUUCUUUCUCGAUUGCCUGGCUGCUAUUGUCCAGCUGAAAUCCUAUCCUUGCUGACCGAAAGGGGCUAUUUUUCCUAGGUUCACCGAACCUUGACAUUCUCUUUACCUGGAGUCGGCCGACUCCGUCAAAUUCAUCCUCUCGGUUGACUUGUAGCAUUGUCGUCGAGAGGGCAUUGCCAUCAUGGCCAAACCGAUAUUCUGUGCCACGCACCCACGUGCAUGUAGUACAGCAUUUGAACGUGUUCGCUCCAUACUGCCUGCUUUGGGUCUUUGAUGAGAAUGCUGACCAUGUUGCAAGGUGUUCAUGACCAGGAAAGACUUGACCUGUGUCCAUGAACCAUUUGGCGACGCAUUCUAUUAUGGGUGAGUCCGUCCAGGCAGGACGAAGGAGCAGUUAUAUCUAAUGCCCUCUUCAGUCCGGAGAGGAUGAGCGUUCGCUAUGAAAACGAUGAAGAUGCGAGGAAAGCAUCGGGAUACAGCGACUCAACCUACAGAACCAUCUUUGAUCACCUCGAACGCGAAGGAGCCAAGGUGUGAUGUUCCCCCAAUGAUUGUCCUUGUCAUGCGGGUCUUCACACCGAAUCCGACAUCCGAUGCUUACCUCUGAAACAGGGCAAACGUGUCUUUAUCAAGGACAUUCUCCAUUAUCUGGUUCCUCCCGACCAGCAGCCUCCGAAACUGGCUCCGUCGUUGCAGUCAGUCAAGCGAGGCAUCGGAACCGAGAAGAUGAGCAACGGGGCCAACGGCGUGAACGGCGUGAACGGGACUCAUCAUGUCAAUGGCACCAACGGUGUCAAUGGUGUCAACGGCGUUAACGGAACUCAUCACGUCAACGGUACCAAUGGUGCUAAUGGUGUCAACGGUGUGAACGGUUUCAGCAAGAAAGCACCGUUCCCAUUCCCCACGGAAGGCGAGCCAGGGAAUCCGACAAUUGUCCCCAAAGCCUUGCUUGACAAGUUUCAUUUCACGUUCCUCAUCCGAGACCCUCACUCCAGCAUCCCGUCCUAUUAUCGCUGCACCAUCCCACCAUUGGAGGAUAUGACGGGAUUCCACGAAUUUUAUCCGAAUGAGGCUGGGUACGACGAGCUUCGACGCUUUUUCGACUAUGCCCGGGAAGCUGGGUUGGUGCGAGACAGGAAGGAUGGACUAAAGAAUGGGACAGAGAAUGGAGUUGUUCUAAAUGGCGAGGCCAAAAUGCCGGAAGUGUGUGUGGUCGAUGCUGACGACUUGCUGGACGAUCCCGAGGGUAUUCUCCGAGCUUACUGUCAGAGCGUUGGGCUUGAUUUUCACCCUGACAUGUUGAACUGGGACAAUGAAGAGGAUCAGAAGCGGGCGAAGACUGCGUUCGAGAAAUGGAAAGGGUUCCAUGAGGAUGCAAUCGAUUCGACAGACCUCAAGCCGAGGACUCACAAGAAAGCACCAAAGACCGAAGAACAAUGGGAUGCGGAAUGGAAGGAGAAAUAUGGAGAGAAGGCUGCCAAAGUGAUUCGGAAGACCGUCGACCAAAACAUGGCCGACUACUUGUACCUGAAGCAGUUUGCCUUGAAGCCAUGAGUCGAGACGUCGUUGGAUACCACGUAUCUGACCGGCGCUGGUGCUGCUGCUCUAACGACCCCCAGAAUGGACUAUUCUUUCCUAUGUAUUAACGACUAGCAAUUUGACAGACUGAACAAUUCAAUUACUCGUGACGAGAAAUG
Cladophialophora immunda is the source of this 2205-nucleotide messenger RNA. RefSeq lists its product as hypothetical. The record is from RefSeq and is a predicted model, not a curated record. Lineage: Eukaryota; Fungi; Ascomycota; Eurotiomycetes; Chaetothyriales; Herpotrichiellaceae. The transcript is spliced from 2 exons. The coding region runs from base 1235 to 2062 and encodes 275 amino acids.